AUGUCCUGGGAGACAAACAUUCUUGGCUCAGCCAUGAAUAACUGUGUGCUCCUGGAGGAGCUGCUGAUCAAGAAAUCCCAGCAGAAGAGAAGGACUUCACCCUCCAACUUUAAAGUGCGCUUCUUUGUCCUGACCCAAUCCAAGCUGGCUUACUACGAACAUCGCCACGGGAAAAAAAGGACUUUGAAGGGUUCUGUGGAACUUUCCAGGAUUAAAUGUGUGGAAAUUGUGAGAAGUGAUGUCAUCAUUCCCUGUCAGUACAAAUACCCUUUCCAGAUUGUCCAUGACAGCUACAUCCUCUACGUGUUUGCCCCCAACCGCGAGAGCCGGCAGCGAUGGGUCCUCACGCUGAAGGAAGAAAUCAGAUACAACAACAGUUUGGCUUCAAAGUGUCAUCCAGACUUUUGGUUGGAUGGCAAGUGGAGAUGCUGUGCUCAGACAGAGAAGAUGGCAGCUGGCUGUGUGGUAUAUGACCCCACCAAAAAUGCCUCAAAGAAGCCUCUUCCUCCCACUCCUGAAGAUAACUGGAAAUUGUUGCUGGACCCAAGGGAAGCAGUGGUCAUAGCCAUAUAUGACUAUGAAGCCCAGAACCCACAGGAGCUGACGUUACAAUAUAAUGAGGAAUAUUAUGUGAUUGACAGCUCUGAGGAACAUUGGUGGCUGAUUCAAGAUAAGAAUGGGCAUGAAGGCUAUGUGCCAAGCAGCUACCUGGUGGAAAAAUCACCUGAGAAUCUGCAAGUUUAUGAGUGGUACAACAAGAACAUCAGCAGAAGCAAGGCAGAAGCACUGCUCAGGGAUGAGGGUAGAGAAGGGGCCUUCAUGGUGAGAGAUUCAAGGCAGCCUGGCAUGUACACAGUCUCUGUUUUCACCAAAGCAUUAAGCACGGACAACAAUCCUGUUAUAAAGCAUUAUCACAUCAAUGAGACAACUGACUUUCCCAAGCGAUACUACGUGGCAGAAAAGCACGUGUUUGACUCCAUCCCUGACCUCAUCAACUACCACCAGCACAAUGCAGCAGGUCUCGUGACGCGGCUGCGAUACGCGGUCUCCUCCUGGAGGAAACAGGCCCCCAUCACCGCAGGGCUCAGCUACGGAAAAUUGGUCAUUAAUGCCUCUGAGCUCACCCGUGUGCAGGAGAUUGGCAGUGGUCAGUUUGGGGUGGUCUACCUUGGCUACUUGCUGGACAAGACCAAAGUAGCCAUAAAGACCAUCCGUGAAGGAGCAAUGUCUGAGGAGGAUUUCAUCGAGGAAGCCAAAGUCUUGAUGAAGCUGUCUCACCCCAAGCUAGUCCAGCUGUAUGGUGUGUGCUUUGAGGAUGCUCCCAUCUGCCUGGUGUUCGAGUUCAUGGAGAACGGCUGCUUGUCCGACUACCUGAGGAGCCAGAGGGGCAGCUUCUCCAAGGAAACCCUGCUGGGCAUGUGCCUGGAUGUGUGUGAAGGAAUGGCUUAUCUGGAACAAAACUCUGUCAUCCACAGAGAUCUGGCUGCCAGGAACUGCCUGGUGGGGGAAUCCCACGUGGUCAAAGUGUCCGACUUCGGGAUGUCGAGGAUUGUCCUGGAUGAUCAGUACACCAGCUCCACUGGCACCAAGUUUCCAGUCAAGUGGUCUGCUCCAGAGGUUUUCUCCUACAGCAACUAUAGCACCAAAUCUGACGUUUGGUCAUUCGGAGUGCUGAUGUGGGAGGUCUUCAGUGAAGGUAAAAUCCCCUAUGAGAAUCGCACCAAUGCAGAAGUGGUGGAAGAAAUCAAUGCAGGAUUUCGGCUCUACAAACCCAAGCUGGCCUCCAAGGCAAUUUAUGAGGUGAUGAACCACUGUUGGAGGAUGGGGAAAGACGAGCGGCCAUCCUUUUCUCUUCUGCUGUUUCAGCUGAGUGAAAUCUCUGAAUUUGAUGUGUAAUCAUGGCACUGCAUGCUCAGCACAGCCAAAAGAGUCCUGAGAAGAGAGAAGGCUGGAUUUUCCCCAACAAAGCAUUAACAGGAAUCCUCUCACCAUAAACAUUUGCCAUAUGCCUGGGGAGAAGGAGAGGGCAGAGGCUGGUACUUCCAGAUACACAAGAUAUCCCCAGGCCUUCCAGAGCCUAGACAGACACAGGCUUUGGUUUGGCCAAGAGUGGUUUGCAUCUUAAAACCAGAAGUGACUAUUGAGCAUGGAGUCCUGAACCACACAGUCCAGCAAGGGUGUUUCUCCUGAAGAGACAGCCUCAAAAUUUAGAGAUCUGACAUUGCUGUUCUAUUUCUGUGAACUCACAAAUGAAGGUCUUCCCUGGAGGGAGAUUAAAAAAAGCUUUCUUUAACUGAGGAGGAAUGUUUAGACAUUUCCCUGGCUCUCUAAUUCAGAGUGGGCUGGACCUGAAAGCUCUGAACAGGAAUAAGCCUGGGAGACACAGAAGCAGGCUGGAUUUAGUGACUGCAUUUCUGAUGCUGGUAUUUCAAGGUGGUUUUGUUUUCCCUUUGCAUGAUUUUCCCUGCAACUGUGGCAUAACAGGAACAGGAUUUGGAUACCUGGUAAGCUGAAGUGGUGUCUGUGUGUGCACAUGAGUUUGUGAGGGAGGAAGAGAACAAGGAAUGUAUGUGCUAAAGAGUCUUGAAAUUCUCUCAAAUUGCAUUGUACAGUGAGUGGGAAAAUGGGACUCUGAUGCAAAUGAAGAUGUUCUUAGAGGGGAGAACUCAAAGCUGAAUGUUUAUAUUGAUUUUUUUUCUUCAGUCUUUCUACAUCAGAAGAUUAGUAUGUGACCUCCUCACAGUUUCUUUGAACAAAAUAUGGAGGAGUGAGCAGUGCAGAGUCUUAUGUGUUCACAGUCCAGGACAAGACAGAGUCCCAGGAUCUGAUUACCUGUGAAAGGUACAGGAAUCUAUCCCUGAACUGGUGUACUGGGAAAAGGAGCCAGAGGGCUCAGGAGGGAGCCAGGAGGAGAAAGCAUGCAGAGUAUGUGCUCAGGGAACCAGUGAUCAUGAGAACUUUAAAAACUAACAGAAUCAUCACAAGUAAAGACUUCUCCAUCUCUUCUGUGAACAAAGGCACUGACAAAAAAAAAAAAAAAAAGUCCAGGGUGAAUGGCAUGCCUGGGUUCUUCCUCCUCAAGGAGUUCCACAUUAUGGGGUGACAGCAGAAAGUAUAAACAAAGUCCAUCUCCUGGUAUUUCCAUUAAAAUCUGUGGUUUCACUGCAAGACAGAGACACUGUUUUGACAUAACUGAUUUCAAACCCAAAGUGUGGGUGUUGGUGUCCUGCAGAAUUUGUAAAUAAGAUCAGGACUUUUUGCUAAGCAUUAACAAUCACUAGGGAAGUCAAGAGGGCUCACAGAUGAUAUGUGCAGACAUGCAAUAUGUGUUUUUGAUGCUUCUCUGUUUGGGCAGGUGAGAACACGAGGAAACCUUACACGACAGCAGCUUACAAAUCUCUGAAAUGCAAACUUCCAGCAGCAAUUUUCUGUCUUUACAUAAGUCAGGUUCAAAUAUGUUUGCCAACAAAAAUGGAACAAGGAAAUAAUGUAAUCCCAUGAUAUCACAUAUCCUGUGUCAAACUAUUUCUUCAUAGAAGGAGGCUUAAUUUUUGGUAUUUUUCAAGCUCCUUGUUCUAGGGUGGCUUUUAGGAGCCAGAAUAUCUUUUCAGGCAUGUGGAAAUGGGCAAGGCAUCAGUUCCUGCCUUACUCAUCCCCUCACACUGUGACAGGGGUGUCUAAAGGCUCACAACGUUCAGCUCACUGCCCCCACAAUCCUUGAAGGACCCAGGGGUCUGCUGAGCAUGAGGGCAUUGCUAUUAAGGAGCAGCAACAUUGCUCUGCUCAUUGACAUUUCUGAGGUUAUAUUUAUAUUUGGAUAAGUGUAAUAUUUAUUAGCUAGAGUGGGUUGCACAAAAUAUUAUUGUGAUGGUUUAUGCUCAGUUUUAUUUUGCAGUCUUUCUACGCAUGCAAUGUGGACUUUUACAAACAAUAAAAUUGCUGAGUCCCAACUGUGACUUUCACUAUAUGUGAGCAAAAAUGCAAAAACCAUGCACCUGUAAUCAAAUACCCUCCACCAAGAUGAAAACAGGCAUCUUCUGGCUUUCUGAAAUACCUCUGUUCCCCAGAACUAUGGUUGUGUUCUGGGGUUACACAAUGUUCUGGGUUUAUGGGGGUAGGAAGCAUCCAGAAUCUCUGCAAAUAUGGUCAUUUAUUACAUAGAUGCCAGAUUUUUAGGUCUAAAUAUCCAUUAUGGUGGCUUUAAAUUCUCUGAAUUUUCAUAAAAUGGAGGCGCUAAUAUCUGAUGUUUCCCCAUAAUUUACAGGGCACUUCAGGAAUCUCAAAAGGGCAGUGCCAGAGUGGGAUAACUGCAUGAUACCAGUGCAGUGUAACACAGUCUUUCCUCACCUCAGCAGGGUCUAAGGCAAGUUUAGCUGGGCGCCCUUCACGUGGCUUGACCAGAUCCGUUCCCCACAAAGCAGAGGUGAGAAUAUCAGUCUCCCACUGCAAAGUGAGUCACCUUUCUCUGAACACCCUUCCCUGCCUCCCUCGAAAGCAUUUCACACGUGCUGAACGUUUAGGCUGCUGCCCCUUUGCCUGGCAGUGUCUCACCAGGGUAGGAGGUUGUGCCUGUCCCUCCUUUGCCCUGCUGGCUAUCCCAGGUGGUUGCAGGGCUCUGCAUCCUUGGCUGGAGCCAGCCCCGGAGCCAUGUCCCAGCGUGUCCCCAAGCUGCUGCUGAGAUGGCCAGGCACAGGCACAGCCAGGCUGGAGCCCCUGCUAGCAAAGGCAGUCAAGCAGUAACCUCACCUAGAAAGAGCAGCUGAUGCUUCUCGGUGGGGACCAGGGACUGCAGCGUGGCAGCAUUAGCCAUGAAAAGCUCUUUUCUGGGCAUGGGUCAGUCCCCCUGGGGAUGUGGGUGUUGUUCCAGUGAACAGUUACCUUAAAAUCAGGCCUGAAAAAAAAUCUAGAAUUACCUGAAGUAUUUUUUUCAUGAACAUGUUUUUAUGUGAUGUUUGGCGUUGUCCCUCUCUGAACGCCUGUCAGCACAGCAGGAUUCAGGUGAAUGGCUCUGCUAAAGAUCACUUGGCAGCCACCACAAAUUCAUGUGUGUUCCUGUGUUCUGCUCACCCCACCAGUGUUCUCUGUGCUCUCCACACACUGGUGCACACACUGCUGCUGUAGCUGCACGGGGCUGCCCCUCGCUGUCAUUGUCCCCAGCCUGCAGGGAGAUCUGCAGGACAAAUGCAGCGAAG
Molecule: messenger RNA, 5192 nt
Organism: Motacilla alba alba
Lineage: Eukaryota; Metazoa; Chordata; Aves; Passeriformes; Motacillidae
Gene: ITK
Product: IL2 inducible T cell kinase
Exons: 17
Coding region: 1-1896 (631 amino acids)
Biological process (GO): adaptive immune response; B cell receptor signaling pathway; T cell receptor signaling pathway
Molecular function (GO): non-membrane spanning protein tyrosine kinase activity; protein binding; ATP binding
Source: RefSeq, a predicted model, not a curated record